GUUUUUAAUUUUAUGACCUGGUAAUAUAGACCUUUAGGUCAAUUUGCAGAUAGGUAAUUGGCGACGCACAGAAACAUACUCCUUAGAAGACACACAAAAAUGCUUCCACUUCACGCCAGUUUUGCCUGUCGAGUCGACCUAUUCGCGAAAAAAAGGUAUUACGGGCUCUACCGCUGUUAGUAUCCGUUUGCCAAGUUUCAAAUAAAUUCGAUCAAUAGCAACAUUAAACCUAUUAAUCUAACAACUAAUUCAAUGUCAUUACUCUGUCGAUACGACCUAUAUUUACAGAAACUAGUGCCAACUUUGCUGACAAGCCGAAAAUAGACAUAGUCGACUAGGGAGAACUCUUGUUCCAGUAAACGCGGUAAAUGGCUAAAAUAUGUAAUUAUGUUCAAUAUUCGCUGUUUUUCAGCUUAAUGGUCUUUUUAAGUAAAAAGAAGACUUUCUCUUUAUUAGAAUGAACUGUAUCUUCAAGGUUUAACCACAGUUUAAAUAACACUAACAGUUAUUUACCUAAUAACGUUAUUAAAUAUGCUACGAUUAUUGUAAUUUAUCGCUGACAAAUGAAAAAUAAGGAUAAAUUUUUGCCACUAUGCUUAACGAUAUCUGGAAAAAAUAACGAUAAAUGACUUUCAGGUGGAAUCAAUAUUUUUCAGCAGAUCUUUCACUUUUAAACCUAUGGAACUGAAAAACCUUCAAGUAAAGAAUGUUUAUCCUGUGAAUAGACCAUCUAUAGUCUCCGGUGAUUAGUGGCCAUUCAAUUGGAGCCAGGAACAAUUUGCCUGGUUUAUAUUAUGCUGACAGUAGGGCAGAAGCGUUGACCUUGCAAAGACUAUAUUGGCUCACUGGCGCCAGUUAGUGUUUAGCGCUACUGUACUGGUAUUAUAUAAACCAGGCUGUAAUAACUGUAUUUCGGUGACAUUACGGGAAAGAAUAUAUAUUGAAAGACACCUCAUGAUCAUUGCUGUUCUGGUUAAAAUUAUUUAAGCCUAAAUCUUAAAUAGCUACGUUAUUACAAGUAGUCGAGGUGAGUCGAGGUCAAACUAUAACAUACAUACCAAAGAGUAUAUAAUAUAAAUUUGUCGCAAUAAAUGGUUGUAACUCUUUGACAUACCUUUUUUUGAAAGUUUAAUUUAGUCUAUGGUUAUUCGUCAUCAACUAAUGUCAUUGGCUGAAAAUUGAAUUCUAACAAUUCUAUUGGUGGCUUUAAUUUCACUCGUUCUGAAUGGCCAAUCACUACUGAGUUUGCUGACGGAAACAAACCAUAUGUUAUAUUACUUCUAAUAUGGCGAACUUUCUUGAUCAUCAACAUCAUCCUCUGCAACACGUUUGACUAUUACGUAGUUGUUAUGGGAUGUUGGUUUAAUUGUGCAUCAUAUUCCUUUUUGAGACAUUUUUAUUCAUUUCACCAUCCUGAACAUAUCUUGUAAAAAUGAGUGUCGACGCAUACGGACCGAGUUCUCAAACUCUAACGUUUUUGGACACGGAGGAAGCGGAUCUUAUUGGUGCUGAUACGCAGGGGUCCGAAUUUGAAUUCACGGAUUUUACAUUACCAUCACAAAGCCAAACUCAGGCGUCACAACACGAUCAUGGUUUAAGUUCAUCGAACCAGGUGAAUGGAUUAGGACGUCAAGAUUUAAGUUCUAAGAUCACUGGCGUUACUAAUACUAUUGCAGAAUUGCAAUUUGAGGAGGAAGAUGAGGCUUUGUAUGGAAGUAAGGAGCUACCAGAACACGCAUGCAAAUACUGUGGUAUCCACGAUCCCGCCACUGUGGUAAUGUGUAACAUAUGUAACAAGUGGUUUUGUAACGGACGUGGUAAUACAUCUGGUUCUCAUAUCAUCAAUCAUCUAGUGAGAGCUAAGCAUAAGGAAGCAGCAUUGCAUAGAGAUGGGCCUCUCGGUGAAACAUUACUCGAGUGCUACUCAUGUGGAGCGAGGAAUGUAUUUGUUCUGGGUUUCAUACCUGCUAAAGCGGACUCUGUUGUGGUAUUGCUAUGUCGCCAACCAUGUGCAGCUCAAAGUUCAUUGAAAGACAUGAACUGGGAUCAAGAACAAUGGAAACCAUUGAUUUCUGACCGUGCCUUUUUAUCAUGGCUGGUAAAAGUCCCCUCUGAAACAGAGCAAAUGAGAGCACGUCAAGUGUCACCACAACAAAUCGGUCGUCUGGAGGAACUUUGGCGAGACAAUGUCGAUGCGACAUUUCAAGAUCUGGAGAAACCUGGAGUAGAUGAGGAACCCCAUCAAGUUCUGCUACGAUAUGAAGAUGGUUACCAGUACCAAAAUAUAUUUGGACCACUUGUAAAAUUAGAAGCAGAUUAUGACAAAAGGCUGAAGGAGUCGCAGACACAGGAGAACAUCGAAGUACGUUGGGACGUUGGUUUAAAUAAGAAGACAAUUGCCUUCUUCACUCUCGCUAAAACUGACAGCGACAUGAAACUAAUGCAUGGAGAUGAACUCCGAUUAAGAUAUGUUGGUGAAUUGCAUAAGACUUGGUCAGGUGUGGGCCAUGUCAUCAAGGUGCCCGAUAACUAUGGUGAUGACGUGGGUCUGGAACUGAAGAGCGGUGCUGGAGCGCCUUUGGAAUGUACAUCCAACUUUGUGGUCGAUUUCAUCUGGAAGAGUACUUCAUUUGAUCGAAUGCAGCUCGCUCUCCGCAAGUUCGCGGUGGACGAGUCGUCUGUGUCGGGCUACAUCUACCGCCGGCUGCUCGGCCACGAGGUGGAGGAGGUGCUGUUCCGCGUGCACCUGCCCAAGCACUUCAGCGCACCCAACCUGCCUGACCUAAAUCGAUCACAGGUGUAUGCUGUGAAACAUGCGCUUCAACGCCCUCUAUCGCUGAUCCAAGGUCCUCCGGGCACUGGAAAAACUGUGACGUCAGCUACGAUCGUGUACCAGCUGGUACGGCAGAGCGGCGGACCGGUGCUCGUGUGCGCGCCCUCCAACACCGCAGUCGACCAGCUCACCGAGAAGAUACACCGAACCGGACUCAAGGUGGUGCGGCUGUGCGCAAAGUCGCGCGAGGCCAUGGAGUCCUCGGUAUCGUUCCUGGCACUGCACGAGCAGGCGCGCGCACUCGGUUCCGCGGACUCGGAGCUGCGGAAGCUUACCCGUCUGAAGGAGGAGGCGGGCGAACUGGCAGCCGGCGACGAGCGCCGCUACCGCGCCCUGCGCCGCGCCGCCGAGAGGCGCCUGCUGGACGCCGCGGACGUCGUCUGCACCACCUGCGUGGGCGCCGGAGACCCGCGAGUAGCCCGCAUGCGCUUCCAGUCUAUCCUCAUUGACGAGGGCAUGCAGUCGACCGAGCCCGAGUGCAUGGUGCCCGUCGUGCUCGGCGCCCGGCAGCUCAUUCUCGUGGGGGACCACUGCCAGCUAGGCCCCGUCGUCAUGUGCAAGAAGGCGGCCAAGGCCGGUCUCAGCCAGAGUCUCUUCGAGCGUCUCGUCGUGCUCGGCAUCCGUCCCUUCCGCCUGGAAGUACAGUAUCGCAUGCACCCGGAGCUGUCACGCUUCCCCUCCGACUUCUUCUACGAGGGCUCCCUUCAGAACGGCGUGAGUGCAGAGGAUAGAAGACUACAUAAAAUAGAUUUCCCGUGGCCGCGACCGGACCGGCCCAUGUUCUUCUACGUGACGCAGGGACAGGAGGAGAUCGCCGGCUCCGGCACCUCGUACCUGAACCGCACCGAGGCCGCCAACGUCGAGAAGUUGACGACGCGAUUCCUCAAGGCUGGCGUCCGCCCUGAGCAGAUCGGCAUCAUCACCCCCUACGAGGGCCAGCGCUCGUACCUCGUGCAGCACAUGCAGUACCAGGGCAGCCUGCACGCCAAGCUCUACCAGGAGAUAGAAGUGGCCAGCGUCGACGCGUUCCAGGGCCGAGAAAAGGACAUCAUUAUUAUGUCGUGCGUCCGCUCCAACGAACACCAGGGCAUAGGUUUCCUGAGCGACCCGAGGCGUUUGAACGUGGCGUUGACUCGCGCCAAGUACGGCCUCAUCGUGGUCGGCAACCCGAAGGUGCUGAGCAAGCAGCCCCUGUGGAAUCACUUGCUCGCAUUUUACAAGGAGCGGCGCGUGCUCACAGAGGGACCGCUCUCCAACCUCAAGGAGUCCGCGAUCCAGUUCGCCAAGCCGAAAAAACUCGUCAACUCGCAGAACCCGGGGUCGCACUUCAUGUCUACGUCGAUGUUCGACGCGCGCGAGGCGAUGGUGCCGGGCUCGGUGUACGACCGCGCGCGGCCGCCGCGGGACCCGCUCGCGUACGUGGGCGCGCCGGCGUCCGCACACGCGGGCGUGCCCCCCGCCGCGUUCCCGCAGCGCGCCGCCCUGCGCGCUCGCCGUCGCCCGCCGCGCCUCUCGCAGGAACCGCUGUCGCAGCAGCCGCCGCUGUCGCUGUCGCAGGGCGCCUCGCAGCCGGACUUCAGCCAGGAGUCGACGGCACCGGACUGCCCCUCGCAGCCGGACGGGCUGCUGUCGCAAGACUCGUCGUACCAGGGCGGAUUCCGCGCGCGCUGCAGCCAGUACUGAGAGGGACGGAGCGAGCCGCAUCAGACCUCACUCCGCGGUGCCGACGGACGCGCCACAGCCACCGCCGCCGGGCACGGGGAGCGCCGCGAGCCGCCCGCAGCCGCCGCCGCACCACACGACGCGACACACGACACCCUACGGCUCUGAUACAGGGAUAGAGAUAAGUUCGGGCGACGUUGUCUUGGAAAUUGUUUAUCGGUUCAAAUUAUCAAAUGUCGAUUCUGUGAAAUUGUUCGUUUCGUCAAACAUGCCACGGAGUAAGUGUACGUUCAUUGAUCAUCACGUCAAAGUCUCGGUGUUUCUCAAACGGUCAUCUUCUAAAUGUUCCAUGUGGAAUUGUACGAAUAAAACUUAGGGAACGGCAAGUUGUAAUCCAUUCAUACUUUAGCAAUGUAUAGCAACUUAUUUUCACAUUAAAAUGAAAUAGUUU
Papilio xuthus (Asian swallowtail) is the source of this 4946-nucleotide messenger RNA. RefSeq names its product Upf1 RNA helicase (gene Upf1). Lineage: Eukaryota; Metazoa; Arthropoda; Insecta; Lepidoptera; Papilionidae. The record is from RefSeq and is a predicted model, not a curated record. The coding region runs from base 1433 to 4516 and encodes 1027 amino acids. Gene Ontology annotation, molecular function: hydrolase activity; ATP binding; RNA binding. Gene Ontology annotation, biological process: nuclear-transcribed mRNA catabolic process, nonsense-mediated decay. Gene Ontology annotation, cellular component: cytoplasm. The transcript is spliced from 10 exons.